AAUCGCCUGGCAACUUUCUUUCCGGGGAUUCCCGACUCCCAAUUCUCCGAACCGAAUUGAAGUAAACGCUUGCCCGCAAUGCCCGCGAAACUCGAACGCAGUAGAAACACAGGCGGAAACGCGCCGCGAGAAAGAGCCGAGAGUACUGGAGGGAGACGUCCUUGAUUGACGGUGUUAAUACAUAACAUAUAAAGGAAACCGUUCUCGUCGCUGCAGGUCCAGACCGACUAGCGCUUGACAGACAUGCCCGCCAAUGAGGAUACCUCCAACGACGAGACGUCGUUGCGAAUGAAACACGAAAGAGCCGGUCCAUCCAUGGAAUCUUCGUGGCGGAAGAUGUCCGAGGAACAUCCACGAGCGAAUCCCUCGCCGAUCCCGAAUCUGCCGGGUCUCGUUAAUGGCAUCGAAGAACGACAAGGAAUCGAGAAAUGGGAUUUCCGCAGUAUGCCGCGUCGGGACGCUCACGAGAAGCUCUUCAGGGACUUCUUCGAGCUUGUGCUGCAGCGUGCCGUGUUCCAGCCCACAUCUGGGAAAGAUCGCGUGGUUGAAUGGGUUGAUCCUUACGAUUUACGCUCCGUAGUCGACCUCUCAUUGCCAGCCGAGGGUGUCAGUCAUGAGAAAUUGCUGACGCUGACACGCGACAUCAUCAAGUACAGCGUGAAAACGAGCCAUCCGCAUUUCGUGAACCAAUUGUUCUCUAGCCUGGACCCGUAUGGGUUGCUGGGUCAAUGGCUGACCGAUGCACUCAAUCCAUCCGUCUAUACCUACGAGGUAUCUCCAGUGUUCUCUCUGAUGGAGGAGGAUGUUCUGCGAGAGAUGCGCGCCAUCAUCAGCUGGCAAGAAGGUGAGGGUCUCUUCUGUCCUGGAGGCUCCAUGGCGAACGGAUACGCCAUCAAUUUGGCGCGUCACCAUAGAUAUCCGAAUCUGAAGCAAUCCGGAUUAUCGCAGAUGCCACGACUGGUGGUGUUUACUUCGGAGGAUGCGCACUAUUCUGUGAAGAAGCUCGCCGCGUUCCUGGGAAUCGGCUAUGAUAACGUAUAUCUAGUCAAGGUCGACUCUCGUGGCAAAAUGAUGGUCUCUGAUCUGGAGGCUCAAAUCGCCCGAGCCGUCGAGGAGGGCGCCGCGCCGCUUAUGGUAUCCGCCACUGCGGGAACUACCGUGAUAGGCGCGUUUGAUCCCCUCAGAGAGAUCGCAGAAGUCUGCAGGAAACAUGAACUAUGGUUCCACGUGGAUGCCGCGUGGGGUGGAGGUGCACUUAUCUCCGAGACGUACCGUGGCCUCCUGGACGGCAUUCAGUUCGCCGACUCCGUCACCUGGAACCCUCACAAGCUGCUGGCCGCGCCACAGCAGUGUUCCACCCUGUUGCUUCGUCAUGAAGGUUUAUUACAAGCGGCACACGGUUGCGGGGCGAGCUACCUUUUCCAGAACGACAAGUUCUACGACGCGUCGUUCGAUUGCGGUGAUCGCCACGUGCAAUGUGGCCGCCGCGCUGACGUCGUCAAAUUCUGGUACAUGUGGAAGGCGAAAGGCACGCGCGGCCUCGAGGCCCACGUCGACCGCUUGUUCGCGCUUUCGCGCCACUUUACCGAUCUCAUCAGGACACGCGAUGGCUGGCACUUGCUCGUCGAGCCGGAGUGCAUCAACGUUUGCUUCCGCUACAUUCCGCCGUCGAAGAGGCACCUGACCGGCCAGGAACUCGAGCAGGCGCUUCACAAGAUCGCGCCAAUAAUUAAGGAACGCAUGGUACGAGCAGGGACAAUGUUGAUUACAUAUCAGACAUUGAGAAAUAUGCCCAAUUUCUUCAGAUUGGUGCUGCAGAACUCGGGACUAACGGAAGCUGAUAUGAAGUUCUUCGUUGAGGAGAUAGAAAGGCUCGCCAUGGACCUUUGAUUAGUUCAAUCAAUACGAUUGGUAAA
Molecule: messenger RNA, 1916 nt
Organism: Acromyrmex echinatior (Panamanian leafcutter ant)
Lineage: Eukaryota; Metazoa; Arthropoda; Insecta; Hymenoptera; Formicidae
Gene: black
Product: glutamate decarboxylase-like protein black
Biological process (GO): carboxylic acid metabolic process
Cellular component (GO): cytoplasm
Molecular function (GO): carboxy-lyase activity; pyridoxal phosphate binding
Source: RefSeq, a predicted model, not a curated record